This is a messenger RNA of Dendrobium catenatum, 1797 nucleotides long. RefSeq names its product patellin-3. Lineage: Eukaryota; Viridiplantae; Streptophyta; Magnoliopsida; Asparagales; Orchidaceae. The record is from RefSeq and is a predicted model, not a curated record. Gene Ontology annotation, molecular function: lipid binding. Bases 118 to 1581 code for a protein of 487 amino acids. The transcript has 4 exons.
UCUCUCCCCCUCUUCGCUUUGCGUUCCUUUCCUUUCCCUCUAUAAAGUUCUCUUCUUUCGCCUUCACCUUGCCAAAAAUCUAAUUCCAAAACCCUAAUAUCUCUCAUCGCUUAAGCAAUGGCGGAUGAAGAUACCGCGCCGGCGAAAGAAGUCGUAGUCACCGAGACAGUGGCGCCUCCUCUGGCGCCGGUUAAGGAGUCCAACCUCGAGCCCGAAGAUAAUGCGAAGAAGUUUAAUCAAGAAACGCCAUCGCCCGAGGACGGGAAGAAGAGCCUCUCAGGAGGAGUACCGCUCGCCGUGGCCUUCAAGGAGGAGGGCAACUUCUCCUCAGACCUCCCUGAGCCCGAGAAGAAAGCCCUCGAAGAGCUUAAACAACUCCUCCAAUCAGCAAUCGCCAACCGCGAGUUUUCUCCUCCUUCAGAACCGACUCCACCGGUGACUGUAUCUGCAGAGGCGAAACCAGAGGAUUCCCCUGUUUCCGCUGAUGACGACGGCGCGAAGACGGUCGAAGCCAUAGCAGAGACCGUCGUCCCCGCUGCUGCACCGCCACCGGAAGAGGAAGAGAAGACGCCGCUCAUAUGGGGGAUUCCUCUACUCGGGGAUGAGAGGAGCGACACCGUUCUUAUCAAAUUCCUACGUGCGAGGGACUUCAAAGCCAAGGAAGCAAUGGCAAUGAUCAAGAACACGGUAACUUGGAGGAGGGAUUUUGGUAUAGAAGGGCUCCUUGAAGAGGAUCUCGACUUGGCGGAGAUGGAGAAGGUCGUCUUCAUGAGCGGCGUCGACCGCGAGGGCCAUCCUGUUUGCUAUAAUGCUUAUGGGGAUUUCCAGAAUAAGGAUCUUUAUGCGAAAGCAUUCGCAGACGAGGAGAAGCAGAAGAAGUUUUUCCGUUGGAGGAUCCAGUAUUUGGAGAAGGGUAUUCGUCAGCUUCUCGACUUCAGGCCAGGUGGCAUCUCCACCAUGGUUCAGGUUACUGAUCUGAAGAACUCGCCCUGGCCGCUCAAGAGAGAUUUUCCCCAUGCUCUUGGGUUGCUCCUUGAUAACUAUCCAGAGUUCGUAAAAAAGCAGGUGUUUCUCAAUGUGCCAUGGUGGUAUCUAGCUUUCAAUAGGAUGAUCGGCCCCUUCCUAACACAGAGGACAAAGAGCAAGUUUGUGUUUGCCGGGCCAUCAAAAUCAGCUGAGAUCCUCUUCAGAUACAUAGCUCCAGAGCAAGCCCCAGUCCAAUUCGGAGGCUUAUAUAGUGAGAAUAACCCUGAUUUCACCAUUUCUGAUGCUGUAACUGAAAUCAAUAUUAAGCCUUCCACAAAGGAGAUCAUAGAAAUCCCAGUUGCAGAGCCAUGCCUUCUGGUUUGGGAACUUCGAGUGUUGGGAUGGGAAGUCUCUUACGGCGCAGAGUUUGUGCCGAAUUCAAAGGAGAGCUACACAAUCAUUGUUCAGAAGGAAAGGAAGAUGGCUGCCUCAGAUGAGCUCGUGGUGAAGAACAGCUUCAGGGUUGGUGAGUCUGGGAAAAUUAUCUUCACAGUGGACAAUUCUAGCAACAAGAGAAAGAUGCUCCUCUAUAGAUAUAUUGGUAAAAAACUUUGAAUUCCAUCAGUUAAAAAACCGCCUUCUCGUUAUGAAGAAGUCAAGCUUGGACUUUGGUUAUUUGUUUUUCUUUUGAUGUGGAUGUCUCAUCUGGUUGAACUAUUAGCUUAUUUUGCUUAUUUUUUUGGAAGAUUUCUGCAAGUUGGUGCUUAUAUAUGUAAAUGCUCUGUAGACACUUUGUCUAUGUUUGGUUUAUUUGACCGCUUUCACUGUCAA